Molecule: messenger RNA, 6096 nt
Organism: Suillus subaureus
Lineage: Eukaryota; Fungi; Basidiomycota; Agaricomycetes; Boletales; Suillaceae
Exons: 7
Coding region: 1-6096 (2031 amino acids)
Source: RefSeq, a predicted model, not a curated record
AUGCCUUUGCAACUCCUCUCACGACCAACUGACACCACUCGUACCCGCUCACCAUCACCCUUCGAAACACCUGCUAUAAAGCCUGCCAUCCCCACCAUUCGCCUCAUUUCCGCGACCCCCUCACCAGCCGUCGCUCCAUGGUCUGAAUCCCAGCCCCCACUCUCACUCCCUCUCGCGCCCAAAGCCCCGUCCUCAGAUGCAACGCCUCGUAGGCGUCUCGUACCCAAGAAAUCAAAGAUUGGUCUCCUUUCGUCACGAGAGGCAGAUUUAUCAGAUGUGGUGCGUCGCGUUGGCGCACGCGACUCAAACAAGAAUGCCAGCACGGGCCUAGAAAUAUACGUUGACCCGAUGCUCGAUCCCGAGAUCGGAGAGAUCGUCGUAGUCAAGAAGAAGAAGAGCCGCAUGGCCUUGGAUGGCAUGCGCUGGGGUCCCGCUCUUGGCGAGGUGACCAACGUUCCACAUGUGAAGGAAAAGGAAAAGAAGGAAAGGAAGAAAGACAAGGAGAAUACAUCGAAGGUAAAGGUGGAUGAGAAAUCCGGUUGGUGGACUAUCGGGAAGGGGAAGAAGGAUUCGAAGGAGAAAGAGAGACCAAGAUCGCCUGAACCGCCCACGACUAGCAAACCUACCGAGUCCCGAGCUCGCUUCAACUCUCUCGACUCGGGCAUCUUGCUUAACAGCCCAGUAUUUUCUGAACACUCCAAGUCGCCCGCAGAGAACCAAUAUUUGCGUGUACCAACACCGCCGUCUGCGACCUUCGCGUCCGCUGCACAUGGUGCCACACUUGCUCCACCAGGUGCUCCCCCCAUUGGCUCAGGUAAAGAUAGCGUCGCCAUUCGAGCUAUGCGCUCUGUUCGCUCUCUCGCACGUAUUGGCUCCUGGGCACAGCUCAAGAACAUGCCCGCGCCCGAUGACACUCCUAAACCCACUCCUCCCGUCAUCAGCGAACCCAAGAAAAAGAAGAAAAAAAAGGACAAGGGUCAAAACAAAGAGAAAGAAAAGGAGAAAGAGAAGGACAAGGCUGCAACCGUUCGCUACUCCGGCAGCAGCUUCGAAGCAGGGGCGCUCAGUGCUAGCCCUGAUAAGAACGCCAGCAGAGCAACUCUUGGCAAGAAGAAGUCCAUUCUUGGGUUGGGCCUCCCCUCCACAAUGCGUCUCCCAUCUAUGCGCAGUGUGUCCAUGACGUCGUCGAUUGGAGCUGCCCAAGUGCAGAGCUCGAAUAAACUCCCGGCGGAUACAGCUGCCACGUUAGGGUAUGGUAUUCUGGCCAGGGCAAGGUCGGGUUCCACAAUGACAGCGAGCAGUGCUGGCAGCGUGAGGCCUGUGUCUGUGUCUUCGGGAGGGUCUUCUGGGGGAUGCUCGGUGAGGUGGGACGAGGUUGGGUUAGAAACUGUGAAGGAGGUCAGGAGGAAGGAACGCGCAUUGAAGGAGAAGGACAGCAGCAAGGAAAAGAAAACCAAAGGAACCCGCAAGAGUUCGGAUAGCAGGAAAAGGACGCCGCUCUCAUCGGUUUUCCCUGGGAGGUUGUCUGAACGUGAAGAAGGUGAAGGAACGAAUGAGGAAGAGGCAUCUACUCUGCCAAUUGUGACCAUCGAAGAGGCAACUGUUGACGGCCACAGCGACGUCGAGACACCCGUCAAGCGAGCACGUUCAAGGCCGCUGAGCGAGCAACUUUUGGGACGUAGUAGGCCCAAGGCUAUGUAUGAGGACGAAAACGACUGUGCAGUAAUGUCCCUCCUGGAUGCAGCCACAAAUGAUCUUGCGCAGCUCAUCAACCGCCUCGAUCUCCAAGCGACGCCGGACAUGUCGCCGAUGAGUGGGCGUUCGCCAUCUUUGUUGGCCUCUUCCCAAGCUGGCAGCCCCACGAAACGCAUGACUCUAGAAAGCCCUGUCAAACGCCUCCGCGCAAGCGCUGCGAGCGUCACCUCACUCCGCCCAUACGCCAAGACGAUAUCCACCGCUGUAGUUCCGUCCAUCGGGCAGCACAUUGCACCGUGGGCCACGCUCAAUGCUGGGAUAUCACCUGCGAAAUCUCCGUCAAGGGACUCACACGAGCCAGCACCGACCUUUAGGUUCACGCACAAGCGUACAAUGAGCCCUGCGCCUGCGGCAGAGCCAGAGCCAGUCUUCAAAGCACUCCGCCCUGCGAAAAGCAGGGUACCUGUUUCGGGACGCGCCGUGUUCGCAGCGCCUAUGAGCUUACCGUUCACGGGUAACGCAGAUCGUUCACCAUCAUCACGCACGUUUGGCUCUGUGCACUCAAAGUCUAGUUCCCGUGCGUCACUGGGUGCAAGCCCUGUGUUCAAGAAAGCAAGAGGUCAUGAGAGGAAACCGUCGUCACUUGUGCAUGCGGAGCAUGCGCAUUUACAGUUGCGUUGCGAUACCACCGAUGAUGUCCCGAAACCGCUUGAUAGCCCAAGCUUGCUAAUACUCCCUGAUGCACGUCGAAACCUUGGCCUCGCAGGGACGUUGGGCGGGUCUGUGGGAGGACAAGAGCUGGACGCGAGUGAUCCUGAUUCCGACAUUCCUGACGAAUUGCAGAUCAUUUUAUCCAGCUCGGAUCACGAAGCAGAUGACACGCUAUCGUUCAAUCCUAACCUGAUGACCACGCACCCACCACUGCCCUCGCCUGGGCUGCCGCCCGAGAUGCCACUUCCUUUGCCCGAAGGCUCCGUCGCUGACGUUCCUGUAUUCCGCGCCAAAGUCAUCGACGAGGACGACCACCAUGCUGAUAUUGAAGAGGCUGGAAUAUCCUCUGAGGACGAUACCAAGAAAUCCUUUGACUUCACGGGCGAGCUGCAGAAGCUGAACGAGUCCGGUGGAUCUGACAGGCUUAGUUUCGUCGAGCAGUUGGAGAACGCGUUCCGCACGCCUGCCAAGAUUGAUUUGCGGUAUGACUUUGACCUGCCACUUGAUGCGCCGCCUGUGCCCAAGAUCCCAUCGUUGCAGGCGGAACUGGAACGUGCGGGGGAUAGCACAUUCAGCAUGGACUAUGUGUCGCAGGAGUUCUUACCUCAAGGCUUCCCGAUGGAUGUAGACACUGAACCAUCGUUGCUCCCUGGAACGGAUAGCUUCGCCACGACAAACGACUGGGAAAAGGAGGAGGAGGAGGAUGAGGAGGACUUCCCUUGCGCAGAUCGGUCCCAAGUCUUGAGGAAUGCUAAAUCCAUGAAGUCCAUGAAAUCGCGACCAUCGGAUGGACGGCUCAAUAUGGACUUCAAGUUUGGCGGCAAGCCAUCGUCUGCACCCUCUGCUGAAAAGACCGAGGAGCCACUCACACUAUCAGAUAUCAUCCCUCCUUUGGCCGUUGCCAAGUCUCUCUCCACGACUUCGUUAGCUGGCGAUGAGUCUGCCGUUCUCAAUUCCAUAUUUGCAAAGGCUGUUGAAAUUCCCUCGCCUCCAUCUCGCGUCCGCCUCGAUUCAGACUCUAACUCGAAGCGCAUCGAGCGUUCAGCCACUCGCGCUUCAAAUGUUCCAGGCCACUACAGACACUCUUCUGAACUGAGCUUUGCAGGCUUUGACUCAUUUGCAGAGGUGAGAAGAGGAUUCGAGUUCCAUGACCAUCGUCCGAAUUUCUACCCUCCACCGGGAGCCAAUUCGCGUAGCCAGCACAACAAGCACGAGUCUAUGUUCAGCAUUGCGUCUAUCUCGUCGUAUGGACAGGUCAUCAAUCAUGGGUCUACAGAUCCUUUCGACUAUGGGGCGUUGCCACUCCCAAGCCUUCGGGAGCGUCCUUCCUCGGACGAGUUCUCUUUCACCAUGUCCUCUCUUGAUGACACGUUCUCUUUCAUCCGCAAACAACCUCGCAGGCGACGUGUUGACAGCGAUGCCUCCAGCUUCUACUUCCGUGCCUCAGUUCACUCACAGAUGCACCCAUAUAAUCGUGCUGCUGCACAUCGUCGCCACUCAUCUUCAGCCUCCGUCUCAUCGUUAGGUCCACCAAUCAGUUUGUACAACCGCAACAGUUAUGGACACAACCGCAGCAGCUAUGGAUACCGCCGCCGUAAUGACUCGGGCGCUAGCACGAGCAGCGUUUCGCAACCAUAUGCUCAUGGUGGGCGUGCCUCGUGGGCUAGGCAUCGUCCCGACUUUUCCAUUGACUCCAUGCUCAGCGAUUUCUCGGAGAUUAACUUGGGGAGGCCAGGGCUGGGAGACAAGAUGCUUGACUCUGCUUUGGAUCGUGGGAUGCCACUGACUGCCAUUUCUGCAUCACCGCCUGAAAGCCCUGCUGGGAGCAUGCAAAGCGAGCAGUUCCGGAAUGGUCAAUAUAUGAAUCGUAUGUCCUAUGAUUCCAUCAUGGGCGAGCCUCAGCCGGCGUCCAAUAUGGAAGACUCGCUCUUCGAGAAGACUGGCCACAGGACAUCCGUUUCUUCGUCUGACUCUGCGUUCUUUGCUGUAGACUCCUCGCAUGCACCGCCUCAAUUCAAACGGCUAUCAAGCUACAGCAUUGCUAGCGUUCACAGUCCGCCGAAGGAAGAUGACACCAUGAUCAGCAUGCUUGGUGGUGGCCAUGUUCGACGCCGUUCCGUAGGAUCCAUGAUCGAAGCCUCUCCUUGUCGCCAAGUUGAAAAAAGGAAACAUAUGGCGUCUGACGCUCCUCAACCAAAGUUCCGUUGUAAAGGUGGCGAGUAUGAAUCUCCGAAGAGUCGAGUUCUUGAAACCAAACCGUCGAUUGUUUCGACUGCAUAUUCAGAGAAGUUCGGUGACGACUACGAAUCUCCGAAGAGUCGAGUUCUCGAAACCAAGCCGUCGAUUGCUUCGACUGCAUAUUCAGAGAAGUUCGGUGACGAGCGCAUGAUUAGAGCAAAGCACGGUCUUUUGGAGAGGCAGAGUUUGGAGAACACAGUGUUGAUCGCAGAAGGAGAGGAAGAUCUCUCAGCAUCUUUCCGCAUCCCUGUCUUCACACGCCCUCCCUGCGUAGGCCGUUCUCGCUCCAGCACUUGUACGUCUAUGAGUUCUGGUGCUGAGACUCCUCCACUUUCAAUCUCGGAUGGGUAUUCCUCGUUCUCGGAAGGCUCGCAGUCCAGCAUUGACCUCUCACAUGUCAACUACAUGCUUUCUAACGUCACUCACCCUCUGUCGAAUGCUACCUUUGACCGAGUCCGACCACGCGCUCGCGGCCACGGUCAUCAACGACGUAUCUCUCAGGCUCGUGCAUCACGGACGUCCAUUUAUGAGACUAUCGAGGAAGAACUCACAACAUCGUUUCCUCCCACUUCGUCCCUUCAGUCGCCUCUAGGUCCGGUGACAAACAAUAUUCAACUUCGUGAUUCGGCGACAAAGACAAUUGGUCGUACUCCCGUGUUUGUUGCUGAUCCUGAGACUGCGUCUGUGGAUUCAAUGUCGUUGUGGGAUGAUGAGAGGGGAAUUAUGGCGCUACGCAAGUACUAUGCGCUUCGCGACGAAGCUGAAGAUACGGUAACGGAGAGUCAGCGAGUCUGGCUCGACACGCCGUUUUCCGUCUUCGCAGUUCAAUCAUUCGACCCUCCUAAUCAUCCCUCCGGCAUGCGAGCGCUCUUAGAACAUUCAAUGCAGAACUACGGGCCUUUGCCUUCAGAUUUGCGUCCUCGACGCAUGCGUUCUCGCGUCAACUCUCGACCCUCGCCCUACCCCAGGACGUUCAAGACCUCGUUCACAUCUUCUCCAGCCACCGAGCAAGUGAGAGCGGCCAUUGUUGCAGCUGUCACAGAAAACGCUCCCAGUGACAAUAUGCGCGCCCAAAGUCAACCUAAGGCGCUGCAACAGAUUUCCGUCAACCCUAACAUCAUGUCACAUGCGGUUGAGAAUACCAAGGCAGGCGAACUUAUGAAGGACGCAGCGAUGUCACCUGGUAAACUCGAGCGCAUGUUUGGCCUCCCACCCCGUCCCCGCGUGGGCUCAGUCGCGCGAAGAGCUGCUUUGGGUUGGGCGAAGAGGAGCACUGGCCGCAAUGGGUUGGAGAAUAAGGAGAAUGCUAGCAUCGGUAACAUCUCUCUGGCAGCUGCUCCUAGUAAUAUGUCGCAAGGCUCUGUCGUGACGCCAUCAGAAACAUUAAGACUCAACCGACCCCGUCCUAGGGGAAGGCCCACUCCUGCUUCGGUGAGGCCCAUCCGUAUUUGA